Messenger RNA from Notodromas monacha, 3804 nucleotides. NCBI's taxonomy places the organism in Eukaryota, Metazoa, Arthropoda, Ostracoda, Podocopida, Cyprididae. The record is from the annotation of a GenBank genome assembly.
UUUCAUAUUUCGUUUAGAAAUUUCAAUUAUAUCCGUCCUCAUGCCGGGUGAGGAUAAUGAGUAUCAGCGUAAGUUGAUGGACCUCAUUCGUAAACGUGAUGAAAUCGAUGAAGAAAUCAGUCGGAACGCGGAAGUUCUUGAAAGGGAGAAGAACGUUGGCAUGGACGAGCCCCUAACAGAUAGAGAAGACUUUCCACGUGCGGAUAUAAAUGUACCUUUAGUGCGUCAAGCUCGCCACGCGAUCAUACGACUACGCAAUGACCGGAAGGAGUUGAUGGAACAAAUCGAAAAAGCGAUGGAAGCGCUUCAUGCCGAAGCUAGGUCAACGGGUUCGUCUGAAUCACGCUCGGAUGCGACGAAUAGUCCCCAACUCACCGAGCGGAAGCCGUUCGCCGUCAUAAAACACGUCGAACCUGAUUCCCCAGCCUUUCUAGCUGGCUUCAAAUCAGACGACGAAGUUCUCGAAGUUGGCUCUGUGAAUCAUCUAAACUUUUCUUCGCUAAAUGACAUCAAACUGGUUAUCGAUAGCUCGGAGAACUCGCGAGUUCGCGUCCUGUUGAGGAGGAAAGAGGGCGCGAAUACCCGCUUGGUACUUGCCGGACUGGUGCCGAAGAAGUGGAAGGGUUCGGGUUUAGUGGGUUGUGCUGUGUUGCCUUUGGCGAAAACGUGAUUAUGAGAUGUUUACUCUCUAUUAAAUUAUUUUGCGUAAACAUUUUUAAAGUUGUGAAAGAGUUACGGAUUUUUUUUAUUUUUGGUGCGCAGAUAUGUUACAUGUAAGGAAAAACCGUCGUAAGCUCGCAUCAGUCAUAAGUGGAUUAUCACUUGGGCUGUUCUGUGGCUUGUCACUGACGCGCACUGUUUUGAGAGAACCAGUCGCGGAAUCGCCAGACGUUGAGCUGGAUUUCGCAGCGAUGCACUUGGCCUAUAAUUUCACGAAAAUGGAUCAAAGUUCUUCAGUGAACCUUAAUACGAAUGAUCAUCAAUUCAUCUCGUCGGAACUGAAAAUGAAGGACCCGGUUGUUGUCUUGUCUACCUGCGAGUCUGCUUCCGUUUACGGUGUCGAUGCGAAUUUUGUACCACCGGUUGACUCGCCCGAAAUUGGAGAUGAUGUUUCGGGUACCGAGGCUACGUCCGAGCUACGAAUUUUGGAGUACAUUCUCGCUGAACGUCUUGCGGAGCAGUUUAACUUCAUUUACAUAGCACCUUGUAAAAGUUACAUUCACGAAUCGGAGUUGCAUGAGUUCAUUGACGCUCUGAGUCCGGGAGAUGUGGUACAAGUCGGCGUGACUUCGGGAAACGUUUGCAGUAUGGAUUCUGGAUUACUUAUGAGUGCCUUGUUAAUGGAAAAGAUUGACCCGUCGAAACUUGAGGAAUGCGAAAGUCGCGGGAUCACUGGAAUCAGUGCAUGUUUUGCGUUUGUCGGUGUUCCUUGUCUGCAGGAAGUUCGUCACGUCAAGUAUGUCGGAUUAGCAGCUGACAAAUAUUUGGAAAUGGAAAGCAGCUGGAACAGGAAUGCAUUUCUUGCCAUUUUGAAUGUCCCGAAUCCGUCGACGGCUCUUGAGCUUCGCUUGCUCGCGAUGAAGCGCAUGGAAGAGAGGCUAAUGGGAGAACUGAAGCGGCAGAAAAAGCAGCUGAUGGAGAAUGUGCAAGAAAAGGUGAAAGCUGAUUUUCCUAUGGAAUUUCGUCCACCGCAUGUUCCAAAGAACCGAUUUGACGUUCUUCCCUGGUUGUACAUCACAACGAACGGGUUCGUGCUGAGCUCAAAUGGGAAGCAGAAUCAACGUCGUUUAAGCGAGGAAGAAAGCGAAGAAUUGACGGAAUUACUGGAGGCCAUCGAAGGAGUCGUCGGAUCAGAUGUUGAGGCAUUGGGUGUAUACAAAAGGCUAGACUAUUCUCGAGGCGUCGAGUUCACCGUCGAUGUUCUGUAUCCCAAUGAACAAAAGAUACUAAGAUUUGAAGCCCUGAAGCCGUUGGGAGAAAUUGUUCCCAUUCGAAUGCCGUUUGUAACCGAAAAGAAAGUGGUGCACGUUGCCGUUUUUUGUCAUCGAGGCAAUGUUGAGGCUGUUUUGGGACUGAUUGCUUCAAUUAAAGACGGAAAUUCUGCUGAUCCGCAUAAAUUGAGACUCAUUGUUGGUCUACUGGAAGGUUAUGAUUUUCCGGAGGUUCGCCAAAAAUUAAAUCAAUUAGCCGGGUCAUCUGUCGUCAGAAUCAAUUCCCAACAAGUCGUAGAGUUUUUUCACGAGGUUGUCGGAAUUAUUCCUGAAGACUCGCUAAUUUUGCAUCUCGAAAAACCAAUUGAGCUGUCGAAUGAAUGGCUGAACCGGGUUCGAAUGCAAACUUUGAAGAAAAGCCAAAUUUUCGUGUCGUUGCCGUUCAGACUGUUCCACCCGGAAUUGGGGAAACUCCACGACAGCAACCAGGUAAACGCAAACGUCGGAAUCUUCGACGAGAAUGAACGAGGCUUUGUCAGUUUUUACGCUUCGGACUUCGUCAAAGCUCGUUCCGAGCUUUUGGCGAGGAAUUCGACGGAACGUGUGUCAUUGCUGACGUUGUUCACGAGAUUCUCUGAUCUGCAUAUUUUGUCUGCCCCAGAGCGCGGAGCUUUCGUGAAAUUCGAUCUGGAAGAAGAGAAACAAGUGCGUUUGUUGGGAGCGGCACAGUUUUGUCGGCGGAAAUCCACCGACGAAUAUUCUCGGAGUUGGUGUAAAGCUUCUUUUGAGACUAACCUUGGUUCGAAGCAGAGUUUGGGUUGGAAAUUCAUAUAAAAAGAAAAACACGUAUUUAGUUUUGCAGUGCGCACCAAAGAUGUGAAGAAGUCACACCGGGAUUGAUUUUUGCUGUUUUGGUUUCCUUUUGUUUGCCAAGGUUGGUUUUGUGAUGUGAUGGUGAUCGGUCUCAAGUUUUGGCUUUUCGUUUCCUUUCUCACAUUGGUGGUGAUAGUUUGCGGUGUUUGGAAGCUUUUCAUUUCCGGUAAAAUUCUUUCGACAUUUUUAUUUUUCUCGUUGAAGUAAUGAUGCAAGCCCAUCAUUUCUUUGAUUUUUGUUUCUAGAAUCGUUUCACAAACCAAGAAAGCGCGCAUCUGUGAGAAAUGCGCUGAAAAACGGGGAUUUGGCAGGUGCCUUGUCAAUUAUGCAGAGAAUGACGCCGAGUGAUAGACAGAAAAUAGCCGGAAAGUGGCUGGUGAAGAGUUGCCAAAUCAGAAAUUACGAUUUAUUUGAAGCAUUGAUGGAAUUGCAGAUUGACCCUGUGAAGGCGAAAGAUAGAAUGGGAGCUAAUCCUGUCCUGCGUUUACUCGAUUACUCUUCCAAGUCUCAUUGGCUGAUGAAAUACCUUGGGAAAACGACGGGGGUUUUGGGGGCGAAAAUUCGAGUCCGGAUGAUGCAGAUCUUGCUGGAAAGAGGAUGUGAUCCGAAUCAAAGGAUUGGCUGCGAGAAAUUCACCCCACUCCAUUUGGCUGCGAAAGCUUGUGAUCUUGAAAUGUGUCGUCUGUUGCUCAGGUACGGAGCUAAUCCGUAUAUUUUGACCGAAACGGGAUUGGGAGUUUUGGAUGCUGCUUGUGAAAUUGGUAUACGAGGGUUCAGGGAAAAACUGCGCCUCGAAAUAAGCUUUCCCCAGGUACCGGGGGCAUAUUAUCAGCAAAGGUGUUCCUCUUGUUGAAGGCUGUCUCCUCUGUGAAGGAAAUUCAUGUGAAAGAAAUCGAUUUUUUCGUUAUUUUUGUGAACCAACUCGAUCUCGAUUUUCUGUUACGUGUCUCGAGGCUGUGACGAAAUUUGCGAUAAAAUUCCGAACGCGGGUAAAACGUCC